Lycium barbarum (goji berry) is the source of this 1453-nucleotide messenger RNA. Its product is annotated as peroxidase 12-like. The record is from RefSeq and is a predicted model, not a curated record. Gene Ontology annotation, molecular function: heme binding; peroxidase activity. Bases 157 to 1236 code for a protein of 359 amino acids. Gene Ontology annotation, biological process: response to oxidative stress; hydrogen peroxide catabolic process. Gene Ontology annotation, cellular component: plasmodesma; plant-type cell wall. The transcript is spliced from 3 exons. NCBI's taxonomy places the organism in Eukaryota, Viridiplantae, Streptophyta, Magnoliopsida, Solanales, Solanaceae.
AAUCUGAGACCUCGGGUUAAGAAUAAAAGGAUUUCAUACAUCCCGCCUCAACCACUGUGAUUAUACUUACUGGUUAUUAGUUCCUUCUAGCUGUUAUAAAUAGAGCCUAGUGAAUGUGAACCUUCAUCAAUUAACUUCGAAAGAUCAGCAUAAGUCAUGGCUUCAACUAGCCUUUCUUCUUUUGCUUCUUCACUUGUACUCUUCCUUUCUGUUUUUCUUUCAGUCCAUUUUCAACUAACAGAAGCUCAAGGUACUCAACCAAUUGUGAAAGGUCUUUCAUGGACUUUCUAUGACUCCAUUUGCCCCAACGCUGAAUCCAUCAUCAGGAGGCGGCUCCGGGAUGUUUUCCGGCAAGAUAUAGGCCAGGCUGCCGGCCUUCUUCGCCUUCACUUCCAUGAUUGCUUUGUCCAGGGUUGUGAUGGAUCAAUACUAUUAGAUGGUUCAGCGAGUGGACCAAGUGAGAAAGAUGCACCUCCUAACUUGACUUUAAGACAACAGGCUUUUAGGAUCAUCGAAGACCUUCGCCAUCGGGUCCACCGGGUCUGCGGUAGGGUGGUUUCUUGCGCCGAUAUCACUGCUAUUGCUGCUCGCGACUCUGUUUUCUUGUCUGGUGGUCCGGACUAUGAUCUACCAUUAGGAAGAAGGGAUGGACUCAACUUUGCAACAAGAAAUGAAACCCUAGCCAAUCUUCCACCACCUUCAUCCAACGCAAGUGAAAUUCUAACUUCACUUGCCACAAAAAACUUCACCCCCACAGAUGUUGUUGCACUUUCUGGUGGCCACACUAUUGGUAUUGGCCAUUGCACUUCUUUCACUGAGAGACUUUACCCUAAUCAAGAUUCAUCCAUGGAUAAAACCUUUGCCAAAAACCUUAAAACAACUUGUCCCACCUCAAAUUCGACGAACACGACUGUCCUAGACAUCCGAUCACCUAACAAGUUCGAUAACAAGUACUACGUUGAUCUCAUGAAUCGACAAGGACUUUUUACCUCGGAUCAAGAUUUGUACACGGAUAAAAGAACUCGAGGGAUUGUUACGAGCUUUGCUAUUAAUGAGUCACUUUUCUUUGAAGAAUUUGUGAAUUCCAUGGUCAAGAUGGGACAGUUGAAAGUGUUGACAGGUACACAGGGUGAAGUUAGGGGCAAUUGUUCGGCCAGGAAUUCAGCUAAUUAUAAUUUGCUACUUUCUUCUUCUUCUGUUGCAGAAGAGACACAAGAAACUUGGUCAGAAAUAUAAUGUAAACCUUUUGUGGUUAUUUCUACAAAUGUUAUACUGUUUUGUCUCUCUGUUUGGGGGAUGCGUGUGGGUGUGUCUGUGUGUGGGUGGGGUGGGGGUGGGGGUGGGGGGAGAAUAAGAGUACGUGUUGAGUAGAAUCUUUGUGUGCACAGAGUUCUUAUGUCUGAAAUGUGUGUGAGCUAGUGAAUAAUAAAACUUCCAUUAUUACUCUAUCCAA